CCGGGUGGUGCGCAUGUGCAGAAAGCGGCCGCGGGAGCCGGCUGGCCAGCGGUGGCCGGGAGGUGUGGGCGCCGGAGCGGAGCGAGAUCACCUUAUUUCUCGUCUCCACAUCUCAGGAGGGACGUUCAUGUUUAGAAUCCUGACCACAGGAACUUCAAAAUGCCUAUUCUUGAACACCCAGCUUAUCCACCAGCUACUCUCCUUUGCUUGGAAAGUUUGGUGCCUUGUCGAGAAUCGCAAGUGUCCAUGUUGCUGUCGAUAUUUGGAGAGCGUCAGCAGUUGAGUUUUCCGUCCAUCUUUAUCUAUGGACAUACAUCUAGUGGAAAGACCUAUGUGAUGAAGACUCUUCUAAACACAUUACAGCUUCCUCAUGUGUUUGUGAACUGUGUGGAAUGCUUUACUUCACGACUUCUUCUAGAAGAAAUUCUCAUCCAGCUGCAAAAUGGUUCUUCUGAAACAAAACGAGCUUCUCCCGUGCCUUGUGAUACCUUCAAUGACUUUGUGCGUCUGUUUAAACAAGCUCUCGUGAGUCAAAAUCUUCAAGAUCAAACAGUAUAUGUUGUACUGGAUCGAGCAGAACAGCUAAGGGAAAUGGAAGCAAAUGUCCUGCCAGCAUUUCUUAGGCUUCAAGAAUUGACUGACAGAAAUGUGACAGUUAUCUUGCUUAGUGAAAUAGUAUGGGAAAUGUUUCGUCCAAAUACUGGAUGCUUUGAGCCAUUCAUCUUGUAUUUUCCUGAUUACAGCAUAGGACACCUGCAGAAGAUCUUGUCCCAGAAUCAUCCUCCAGAAUAUUCUGCGGAUUUCUAUUCUGCAUAUAUAAAUAUUCUGCUUGGCGUCUUCUACAUGGUCUGUAGGGACCUCAAAGAACUUCAGCAUCUGGCAGCACUCAAUUUUUCUAAAUACUGCGAACCAGUGGUCAGAAAAGAAGCAAAAGAACGCGACACUCGUAAACUCUGGAAAAAUAUUGAACCUCAUUUGAAGAAGGCAAUGCAGACAGUUUACCUCCGGGAAGUAUCCAGCUCACAGUGGGAGCGAUUACAGUGUGAAGAAGAAGAACCUGGGCAGAUUAAAGGACUUUCUGCACACACACAUGUGGAACUUCCUUACUACUCCAAAUUUCUUCUAAUCGCUGCUUAUCUUGCCUCCUACAAUCCUGUUAGGACAGAUAAGAGAUUCUUUCUUAAGCAUCAUGGGAAAAUUAAGAAGACCAACUUCAUGAAGAAACAUGAAAAGACCAGCAAUCACCUCCUUGGACCAAAGCCGUUUCCUCUGGACAGAUUAUUAGCAAUAUUGUAUAGCAUUGUGGACAACAGAGUUGCUCCAACUGCAAAUAUAUUUUCCCAGAUCACCUCCCUUGUGACUCUCCAGUUGUUGUCCGUGGUUGGCAACAAUGACCAGCUUGAUGGACCCCGAUACAAAUGUACCGUAUCUCUGGACUUCAUCAGAGCUAUUGCCCGGACUGUGAACUUCGACAUAAUAAAGUACUUGUACGAUUUCUUGUGAAAACAAGCUUCACAGCCAUAUGGACACUGUGACAAUGACUAAGGCAAGCUGUGUUCAUCUCUCUACUUAGCUGGCCAGAAUGAGGAGUAUUUUGGCUCUCUUGGAUUUGUCCAAACAGGUGCUGGCCCAGCAUGGAUUCUGAUGAAAAUAUUCUGAUUGGUCUGGGUAGAUCUGAGCAGAAGACUAUUUACCGGGGACCCUGGAGUAUUUGGAAGCAAUGUGUUAAUUAUAAACAGCAGGGUUUGAGCACAAUCUGUUCUACUCUUAAUGAUGUUAUCUUAACACUGAAAUUGCCUGAAACCCAUUUACUUAGGACUGCAUUUUGCUCUAUGAACUCUCCCCAGUGCUUUGAACAUGGCAGCAGCCCUUGUUUGUAUGCCCAGUCUUUUCACUUCCUCUCCACAGGAAUCUUUCCAAUUGCCUGCCAAAGUAGCUUUUCCUGAGGCUACCAUUUUAGAAGAGUGGAGCAGUGAAAUACAAUAAAUAAAAGCAAAAUAUUUAAAAUCAA
Molecule: messenger RNA, 2011 nt
Organism: Lagopus leucura (white-tailed ptarmigan)
Lineage: Eukaryota; Metazoa; Chordata; Aves; Galliformes; Phasianidae
Gene: ORC5
Product: origin recognition complex subunit 5
Exons: 15
Coding region: 160-1503 (447 amino acids)
Biological process (GO): DNA replication initiation; DNA replication
Cellular component (GO): nucleus; nuclear origin of replication recognition complex
Molecular function (GO): DNA replication origin binding
Source: RefSeq, a predicted model, not a curated record